CCAGGGCGAAGAAGAGGAGCCACUGGUACCUGCCGAAUUCUCCCGCCAGGGGCAGGACGUCAUCGAAGUCAACGUGGUAGUCGUCCAUUGCGGAUUAUAAGCAAGAUUAGAGCCAGUCAGGUUGGAAGUCAAGGGCUGAUGCUUUAAUCAGAUGAUUUUUGGAAGUUAGUGAAACGAUUGACUUCUAAGAAGACAGACAGACCAGGCCAUGUCUUUUCACCUGCCUUUUACAGUAGUCCUGCUUUUCCUCGUAAUCCCACUGCUGGAAAAAUCUUUACAGCAGAAAGCGACUUAUGUCAAGGAUAUUUCGGCAGAAAUGAUCACGACUGAGAAUCUGCAGAAGCCCGAGUUCGUAGUUCGUGCUGUCGUAGACCCAGCAACGGGAAGGAAGUUCUUCAGAGGCUUCGUCAUUGCAGAGAAAUCGCCAAACUCGAGGUCCACAACUCCCGUCACUCACAGAAGACAGACUGCAAAAUCAAAUUCAGCAGGGUCACCGAAACUAAAACCAGAGACGACAGUGCCAGCGCUCUUCAGUGAAGUUUCUUUGAUUACAGAAUAUACAGACAGAGUCUCCGAAAAGGAAAAUGUCCAUCAUGCAGGAAACGCCAUUGCUCUUAGGAAGCUCUCGUCUGUAGAAAUAAAAACUGUCUUGCCUAGAAGCUUUGGUUUGUUGCAAUACGAAACGGAAGACAGGCGAUUGGUACGCGCCAGAAGAGAGGCAGAAAUUCCAGUAGUUGCUGAACCUAGCGGAGAAGAAUUCUUAGCUCCUGGAAGAAGCUCGCAAAAUUUCAUGCAGACUCAAUUAAAAGUUCCAGAACUAAAGAGUCAAUUAGAUGAGAAACUGUCUAUACCAAAUAAAUCAAACCAGAUCACACAAACCAUUACAAUUGUGGCAGAGCAAGUGACUGAGAAUGAUUCAUUGCCAUUUUCAGCAAACCAGACGACCAUGAGCAAACCAGUGUUAAACCAACUAAACCAAAAUAAUGCCACGAUAGUAAACCAAAUGCCCCAGACGGAAUCAAUGGUAACGAAGCAAAUGAACCAAACUAAGGCACUCAUAACAAACCGAAUGACGCAAACCAGCGCAAAGAAAACGGAUUCAGUGAGGGCGGACCAAAUGACCCAGGCAGCUAAUCUAGUGAUAAGAAACCCAAUUGGUCAGACUGACUCUCUGACUAGAUUGCUCUUGAGGGUCAUCGAGAAGGAGUUCAAGGACUGCGAGUUGGUCCUCUGGUACGGACGAAAUUCAACGAAUCAAGAGGCCCUGCUGAGACUUGCUGUACUGGCCCAACAAAAGCAAAUUUUGCAAAUGGACUCCCAAUGGAAUUUUGCUUCCAUGACCUGGACGUCGCCCCAGUGUAGGGGAUACAUUUUCCUGUGGCCGGAUCUCCUUCGUCUCCGGACUUUUCUGGACACCUAUCUUAACUCGUGGGACUACGGUGGAAAAUACAUCUUCGCAGGACUUUCUCUCGCAGACUUGGAGGUCAUCGUGUCUUCCGAAAAAGGGAAGAAAACGGAACACAUCGUUGGGUUGGUGAAGUCGGAACGCGGAGACUCGUGGCGGGCGUAUAUGAACCAGCUCUACAAGCAGCCGAAUAUCGUCCGAGUGAACACCUGGAUGGGAAACGGCUUCUCGGCUCGAAACGGUCUCUUUCCGGACAAGACCUUCGACCUGACGGAUGUCACAUUGACGGCUUGCAUCUUCCCCUGGCCACCCAGUGUGAUGUAUUAUACGGACGAAAGCGGAAAAACUCUCUUCCGUUACGGAUUGGAUAUUGCCGUCAUCGAAGCGCUCGCUGGCGCCAUGAACUUCAGCGUCAACUACGUCGAACCUCCAGAAGGUGAACGGUGGGGCGAAGCCGCAGCCGACGGUUCCGUCACGGGUAUGAUCGGCAUCGUCAGCCGGAAUGAGGCUGAUAUAGGUGUCGGGACUCUCUUCAUUUCCAUUUCGCGAGAGGAUUAUAUCGACUACACAGACCCCUUUACCUCAGAGGGAGACCCCUUUGACUUCAUUAGGAGAGAGAGAGAGAGCGAGAGAAGAAGGCAGUUAGGACUCGAACGCUCCCCUCCAGUAAAGAGAUUGACAUUCCCUCUCCGAACCCAGCCCAGCUGCGCGCUUCUACCUCAGGAGAAACCUCUACCCAGUUGGCAGGCCAUCGCCUUCCCAUUCCAGGCCUGGACGUGGUUUUCCAUCAUAGUUGGAUUCCCGUUCUCUGGAAUUGUGUUUUAUCUGCUGAUCGUCGCCAGUAGCAAGUUAUUUAGUGACUUCGGGAAGCACGAGUCCUUGUCAUACAGCUUUUAUAACGUCCUCGGCAUGCAUCUCAACGCCCAACAACCUACACCACAUACGACAGUUACGAAGAUUUACAUCGGUUUCCUAUCGGUGUACUGCAUGCUCAUCACCAUAGCCUACUCGACCAACCUGACAGCAUUCCUGACGGUGAAGAAGAUUCCCAGAGGGAUUGAGACCAUAGCUGAACUUCCGCAUUCUGGAAUGCACGUCAUAGGGGUCGACGAUUACUUCCAGAAUAUUCUCAGGUCUUCUCCAGAUGAGAGCUUACACCCCCUAGCCGACACUUAUGAGAUCCAGUACGACGCCAAUAAGCUGUACAGUCGAGUUCAAUCCGGGAGGGCCAUAUUCAUCCAGAAUAGAGGCUUCAUGGAGUACACUCUCAUGCUGAAGUUCACUCACAAGGGGAAGUCCUCUCUUCGAAUCAUGAAGGAGUGUUUCAUCUCCCACCCCGUAGCCUUGGGCGUGCAACAGCACUCUCCUCUGAAGAGGAGAUUUAACCAGAUCAUCGGCCGACUGGUGAACGGAGGACUUAUUACAAAGUUUUUCACCGACACCUUAAGCCUGGUGAAGGCCACACAAGAAAAGGAAACCCAAGAAUCCGGGGACCAACCAGAUGCACAGAACCAAGGCGGAGGAAGUUCUGGAACUGUCGCUUUGACCCUGGAACACAUGCAAGGGCUGUUUCUUAUCGUCGGAAUGGGGCUGGCUUUGUCAGUCAUGCUCUUUGCCAUAGAGAAGUUGAAGGGUAACUCUGAGCUCGGGGGCCAAGCACCAUCUGAUUGACGUCCAAGAGGUAGAAGAAGAGACCGAGUUAUUGGUAAAACUUGACUUGCGUUUGUUCGUAAUUUUUUGGCUCUUAUGAUGCGUCCAGUCGAGAUCCAGAGAAAGCGCAAACACCCAUCUGGUCUUGUUGUUAAACUUUCCUCUGUUUUAGUCU
This is a messenger RNA of Macrobrachium nipponense, 3230 nucleotides long. RefSeq lists its product as uncharacterized. Bases 209 to 3076 code for a protein of 955 amino acids. The transcript is spliced from 13 exons. Gene Ontology annotation, cellular component: membrane. Lineage: Eukaryota; Metazoa; Arthropoda; Malacostraca; Decapoda; Palaemonidae. Gene Ontology annotation, molecular function: ligand-gated monoatomic ion channel activity. The record is from RefSeq and is a predicted model, not a curated record.